Messenger RNA from Hippocampus zosterae (dwarf seahorse), 3878 nucleotides. It is a transcript of the gene ano10b, whose product is annotated as anoctamin 10b. Gene Ontology annotation, molecular function: chloride channel activity. Gene Ontology annotation, cellular component: plasma membrane. Gene Ontology annotation, biological process: chloride transmembrane transport. The record is from RefSeq and is a predicted model, not a curated record. Lineage: Eukaryota; Metazoa; Chordata; Actinopteri; Syngnathiformes; Syngnathidae. The transcript has 16 exons. Bases 246 to 2321 code for a protein of 691 amino acids.
GCAAGGCGGUGAGCAGGCCUAAGGGAGGAGCCUGAAUAUAAACCAAACAAGCCUCCACACCCUGCAGUCAAAGGAAGUUCCUCUGCAUUCUUUCCAUACAUGCGCACACACACACACGCACACAUAGCAAGAAAGCUGCAAGUACUCUGCGGGCUGAUAGUAGGGGGUGUGGUGGGCCUGCUGGAGGCCUGCUGGAGGACUGGAGACCAGAAUCUCAUCAUCACCCAGGCCCUGCCAGCGCCAUCAUGAGUAAGGCAGGAUGCGACAACGAUGGAGGAAGCAUCUUUGAGGCGCACCCUGAGAAGUCACUAAGUGACAAGGCCACGGCUACUACGGCAACAGGGCCGGGAUGGACAAAGGUUAGCUGCCCCUGUUGUGUGUCGGAGCGGGUUGAGCCGCUGGUUCUGGUGAAACUUGGUGAGAAGGUCCGUCCUGAGACCAAAAGAUGGCUCAUCAGAUUGAUUGGAACUCCACAGAAAGAAGGAGGUGCAGCAUUGCUGGCCCACCCGGGUGAAGACGCCACUGGUGACAUCAUCAUGGUCUCCGCCCCACGGUGCACAUUGUUACAAGCCACUGAGGAGUUGGGCCUGUGUAAGACGUAUAACACCGGGGAAAUGGAGGCGUUCUCGUACGACGACAGAGACAACUUUCGACAUUCAGACGACAUGGAGCUCUUCCUGACGCUUGCUGAGAGGCAGUACAUCAUCAAGUAUGAGCUGGAGGGUCUGCGUGCGCGGAGGGAUGUGAGGAUACCUGGUCUGGCUGACAACUACGCCCUACAGCACAGAGACAACAUCUGGCAAAAGAUGACCUCCGCUGGUGUGAUUGUGGAGACGUUCCCCCUUCAUAACAGGGCGAGACUGAAAGAGCUCAGUAAAUCCUGGUACUCUGGGCACCAGCUGUCACAACCACUGGAUUCGGUCAAUGCGUAUUUUGGGAGCACGGUGGGAUUCUACUUCAGCUUCCUUGAUUUCUACACUUGGUCUCUGUUGCCACCGGCUAUUCUGGGCCUUUGCAUCACAUACUUCUCCAGUGAGGUUCAGAAGGAAGCGGUGGAGGCAGUGGCCGGCUCACAGGCCGAGAUCCACGAGGGGGACGCGGGACUCACCGCAAGUGGUCACAUGAUCCAGGCUGUGUUCAGCAUGCUCUGGUCCACCGUGUUCAUGGAGCUGUGGAAGCGCCGCAGUUCCUCCCAGUCCUACCGCUGGGGGACCCUUCACCUCGCCGAGCGCUUUGCGGAGCCUCGACCCGGUUUCCAUGGCCAUCUUGGGAUGAACCCUGUCACGGGUCGUAUGGAGCCUCUGUUUCCUGAAUGGCAGAGGGAUCUGCGGAUGGCACUGGUCUCUAUCCCGGUGGUCGGACUGUUUUUGGGGAUGGUGGUCCUUGGCAUGCUGUGUUUCUACUGGGGGGAAAACCAAGUGAUGUGGCUUCACGAGGGAUGGGACUCAAUGGUGUCCCAGACGUUACUCUACGCACCUUCUGUGCUUCACAUUGUCUACACGAAUAUGCUGGCCACGGUUUACAAGAGAGUGGCCCAGUUUCUGACUGAAUUUGAGAACCACAGAGAAGAGUCUGCGUUCCAGAACCACCUGACAGCAAAAGUGUUGGUGUUUACAUUCUUCAACUACUUUGCAGUCCUCUUCCACAUCGCAUUUGUCAAGCAGGAUGUGCCGUUGCUUCGUAAGCGCCUGGCAUCUUUGCUAAUCGUGACCCAGUUGGUGAACCAGGUGACAGAAGUGGUGGUACCUUUCCUUGUGGAUCACUUCAUUAGUGCCCCCCACAGGACGGAAACUGAAGAUGACCCGGAGGAGGACAAAUUUAGGAAUCAAAUCACCCUGCCAGUCUUCCCUGGCCUAUUUGCCGAAUACAUUGAGCUCCUGGUUCAGUUUGGCUAUCUGAGUCUUUUCUCAUGCGUCUACCCUCUGACCGCCGUCCUGCUGCUCAUCAACAACGUGAUGGAGAUCCGCUCCGACGCCUACAAGAUCUGCAAACUCUUCCGCAAGCCGUUCUCCGCCCCCGCGGCCAACAUGGGUGUAUGGCAGAUUGCGUUUGAGAUCCUGAGUUUCGUCGCGGUGGUGUCUAACUGCUGGCUGUUGACACUGUCUCCACAAUUGCAAAGGAUGCAUCAUGAGGGCCAGAUGAGCAACACCAACAUCGUGCUGAUGGCCAUUUUGGCUGAGCAUGUUCUCAUCGUAGUCAAGGUGAUUGUGGCGGCCCUGAUUCCAGACGAACCAGAGUGGGUCAGAAAAAAGAAGGCCCACAUGCAGUACACGUCCAUGCAGGCUUUACGGCAGCAGAACCUCCCUUCUGAAGAAUCCUGAACCUGUGACGCAAUGGAUCAGCUGGACCCAAAACGAACAAUUUUUGAGCUUCGCUAGCCCGAUGCUAUGCCUGCAUACUCAUCAUCCAAAGUUUUUAAAGGUGCCAUUUCAUACUUUGGAGACAAAUCACGUUAUUUAUUUUAUUCAAUUAAAAAAAAAAGAUUUUAUUGGAAAUUCACAACAGUGAAAUGUUAUACCCCAGUCUUAUAUGUAGAAAACGCUAUUCAAUGUGAAUUUAAAAACAUCCUUCCGACUUUAAAUGUGGCUGGCGGUGAUGAGUUUAGACUAAUAUAUAUAUAUAUAUAUAUAUAUACACACACACACACACACACACACACACACACAUACCUGUAUAUAUAUAAAAACAAAGACGGAUUGUAUAUUUGUGUCAAAUACAAUAUUAACUGUAGGGCAUGGUUUCCCCACAGCAUUAACAUUGGCAUACCAUAUAACAGUGGUCCUCAACUAGAAAUGCUGUCGGUCCACUUUUUUAAAUUUAUUUAUAAGAAAGCCCAAUUUCGUGUGCUUGGUAAUUUUGCACCUCGCAUUGUUUGGUCAUCUGAACAGCAGUAACUUUGUCUCCCAAGUUCCAAAAUUCCAAUUCCAGCAAGCUUCUAGCUAGAAAGACAUAUGGUGCUUCGAUAAUGUACAGUACACGUGUUCAGCUGCACUCUCCAAUCACAUGGACAUUGGCAGUGCAAUUCAAACAGCAUUUAGAGUAUUUGUCCCAUUGUAAGAAUACACGCAAACUGAAUGUAUAUAUUGUUUGUUGCCUUUAAAAGGAGAUUGACAUUACAAGGGUUUGAGGUGGUUAAAAGGGAGUGCGCGUUCAGGGAGAGGCAAAAAUAUUUCUCAUGCUGACACUGUAUUCUUGAUUCUGUAGAUAAGCUAAAGCGAGUGACAAUAGGAAAAGAAAUAUCUGAGUGAACAGUACGCAGUUGACUUGAAACUGCUCUCUUGAUCGUAAUGAUAAUUGUUGAGGAAAGUACUACAGACUACUACUUAUUAUUUGCUUUGGUCGUAACAAUACUAGACUGUGUUUUGGUACUGAACUCCCAUAAAAAAUGUGGCUGCUAAAAUGCUCAAAUCUUUUUUUUUUUAAUGCUGGAUUUGAAUAUUAAGCCUUGAGAAAAAUAAUAAGGAAAAAAACAAAAGACCACUUGUGCUCUGCUAUUGUAUGCGUUUUUUUUUUGGCGGUGGGGGGGAUGUGUUGUCCAAUGUUUUAUAUUCUGGAUUGUGCUUCUAAUGACUGCUUAACUGGUCAGUAUUACCACUCAUUUGUCUUCUGUGCACAUUGUGCUAGUCACACUUCAGUGCUGGCAGACGGAGCAUCACACAUACACGACGACGACGUCAAUGCGGCCACUCGCACAUUGGAGGCUUUAUUCUUCCAAAAAACAGCGCUUGUGGCUCCCCAAUCUGUUUACAAUAAAAAAAAAGAGAUAUUCCACAUCCAGCCACCAGUCGGCAUCAACUCAAUGAAGUGUUCUGCAUGUGUUCGCUUGACCUGACGUGUGGACCACAGGCUGUAUCGCAAUAAAGACGCAAAUGAAGAAA